Molecule: messenger RNA, 1972 nt
Organism: Archocentrus centrarchus (flier cichlid)
Lineage: Eukaryota; Metazoa; Chordata; Actinopteri; Cichliformes; Cichlidae
Gene: phospho1
Product: phosphoethanolamine/phosphocholine phosphatase 1
Exons: 3
Coding region: 340-1194 (284 amino acids)
Molecular function (GO): phosphatase activity
Source: RefSeq, a predicted model, not a curated record
AUUAAAUGGGCGGACUCGGAGGCGCGGUCACGGUCAGACCGGCUCCGGUGGGUUUGAGUGGCACAUAAAAGUACUCGAGCCGCCGGCCGACCGGCGAAACUCUGCCUCUCCUCUGUGAAACCGGAUCGGAGCUGACUGACACCGGGGAUCGGAACCAGACCGGAACAAACCAGCCACACAGCUUGAAGGCUCCUGCUGGAUCUGGACAUCAACGAAUAUCCAAGAAGGUCACCCUCCACCUCACCACGGCCUGCCUUGCGUGGGAUGCCGGAGAGCAGAAGAGCGGGGGUGGAGAUUUGAUGCCACUUGGCAACGUUUAAAGGUGUGGCAUAGUAAAUCAUGGGGGAUUCAGUCUUCAACUGCUGUUAUUUCCCACCCCAGCCCCCAGGCGCGGAGGAAGCCCAGCGAUCCAGGCGCUCAGAGAUCAUGGCCUCCCAUCCAGCUCACAUCUCCCCAGACAGGCGCUUCCUAAUCUUCUUUGACUUCGACGAGACCAUCGUUGAUGAAACCAGCGACGACAUGGUGGUGCAGGCCGUUCCGGGUCAGCACCUGCCUGAGUGGCUGACAAACACCUAUCAGCCCGGCCGCUACAACGAAUACAUGCAGCGGGUGCUGACCUACCUGGCGGAGCAGGGCGUCACCGAGAGCGACAUACGCAGCGUCAUGGAGAAGAUACCGGCCACCCCCGGCAUGCUGACCCUCUUCCAGUUCCUCCGCACCCGGCCCGCGAAGGACUUUGAGGUGGUGCUGUUGUCCGACGCCAACACCUACUUCAUCGAGUGCUGGCUCCGGCGCGUCGGGGCCCGCCAGCUCUUCCACAGGAUCUUCUCUAACCCUGCCACCUUCAACAAGAACGGGCGACUGGUGCUGCGGCCCUUCCACUCCCACGACUGCCCCCGGUGCCCCGACAACAUGUGCAAGCAGGUCAUCGUCAGGGACUAUGUGGCCCGCAGGACGCAGGAGCGCGGCCGCCCAUACCAGAGGAUCUUCUAUGUCGGGGACGGAGCUAAUGACUUCUGCCCCGCGCUCUCCCUUGGGCCCCGGGAUGUGGCCUUCCCGCGGCGGGAUUUCCCCAUGCACCGGCUGAUCACGGAGACCCAUGAAGCCCAGCCAGGGGAGUUCAAGGCUGUCACGGUGCCUUGGGUGAGCGGGGAGGAUGUGGCGCAGCGGCUCAGGAAACUGGUGGCAGAAUAGCGGGUCACCUCACACCUAAAGAGAGUAGCUCAGAGAGGGGUAUUUAAGGGGGCAGCUGACAUUUUAGUCAUUCUCAGGUAAAAUAUUCCUAGAAACUAUUGUGCAAAAUGAUAAGAUAAUUUGUACUGUUUGUAAGGUUCAUUGUGUCUAUCCUGGAUCCAAGCACAUGCAUCAGUCCAGGAUCUCACCUUUCUGGUCCGAGGGUCAGUCCUGAAAUAGAGACUCAGUUUAACAUCAGCGGUCAAUCAUUAGAUCUCAAGGCCUCAGCUCACACCCAAAGUGAAAAAGAUCAAAUGUAAUGAUAUAAGCAUAGCAAAGGUAAAGGGUAUAAUUAUAAAGUUUGGGAGGAUUUGCUUCAUAAAUAUCCUUCAGUGAGGCAUGGAGUGACUGUGUGUUAAACUGAGUCAGUGGUGUGAGGAAUCACUACAGCAGUGUAUAAAAAUCUUUUCAUGACAAAUAUAUCAACAAAUGACUGGUUGCGCCUGAAUAGCAGUAAUAACUGUUUUAUUACACACCACACAUUUUGAACAUGAAACAUUAAAUUCAAUAAAUGAAAUUCAGAGUAACACUGCCAUCUGAUGGCAGCGGGCAUUGAAACGGACCAAACGGUAUUUUUUUUAUGCUCCUCAGACACAAAUUUGUGUAUAAUUUAUAAAUGUCUGAAUGACUGUAGGUCAAGAGUGUGUGUAUUAGUGUUAAUCAGUCUGUUGUCUUUACUGUGUAGGCUUGGCCUACUGAAAAAUAUCAACACCAGCAGGAAUAAAGCCAUCGACUGAAA